AUGGCCGGUCGCGGAAUCGCGCUGACGAAGCCGGCAUGGAUGAAGGAGCAGGAGGAGAAGGCUAAAGCAGAAGCGGCCCGAGCAGCAGCCGUCGCCGCCUCCAAGGCCGGCACAGCAGGCGGAGGCGACGACACCGACAGCAGCGACGAAGAGGAGGAGGACGAAGCGACUCGACUCGCGAAGAAGCCCAUCGGACCGGUCUGCCCGGCCAAGUGCUCCGCCGCGGGAUCCGGCGUCGGGGGCGGAUCGGCGGGUGCGCCCGUGUCCUUCGUUAUAGUCCUGAAAGACGAGGACGGGCGGCGGAUCUUAGCGGGCGGCGCGAAGGUAACGGUGAAGGUGACACCUAAGGCGGGCGUGCCUGGGCAGGAGCAGAUCGCAGCGAUCAAGGACCACGGCGACGGGUCGUACACGGCGACUUACACCGUACAGCACCGAGGAGAUUACACGGUCAACGCGGAGGUCAACGGCAGUCCCAUCAUGGGCAGCCCGUUCCCGGCGCAAGCGGCGGCGGCAGCGGCGGCGAUUCAACAGCAGAAGCUGCUGCAGCAGAAGAGCGAAUACAUCGAGGACUUCUAUUCGGCGAUGGACGAUGACGAGUUGGAGCGAACGAUGCACGUCACCAACGUCAGCGCGAUCCUCACGCCCGAGCAGCUUCGCCAGCUCUUCGCCUUCUGUGGCACGGUUACCCGCUGCGAAUUUCUCAACGACAAGAAAACCGUCGCACACGUGCGAUUCGCGAAAGCUGACGAGGCGAAAGCGGCGCUCGCGCUGAACAACAUGGCGGUCGGCGACAAGCAACUCAAAGUCGAACUCGCGAAAACCGCGAAAGCCACGCGACAGGCCGUCCUCUCCGCGCUCGCUCCGCCCGCCCCCGCCCCCGCGCCCACCCCCGCUCCCGCCGCCCCCGCGCCCGUUGCGCCUGCGACGACCGCUGCGACGUCGCAGAUGGCGAUGCAGCAGGCCGUCGCAAUGCCGUUCAUGCAGUUUCAGCAGGCGCUUGCUAUGCAGCAGGCGCUGGCGCAGCAGGUGCGCAGCUCCGAGGCUAAGACCAAGGCGGAACUCGCCGCCAAGCGCGCCAAGGAGAUCAGCCGCGCGAUUGCGGCGGGCGGCGCAGGGAAGGACGACGGGAAGGACAAGGAUGGGAAGGAGGGAAACGGGAAGGGGAAGGACGGGAGCGGGUCUGACAGGUCCCGCUCGUCGUCGCGCUCGCGCUCGCGCUCGCGGUCGCGCUCCCCAUCCCGGCGCGACCGCCACCGCGGGCGGUCCCGGUCCCGCUCCCCGCGCUACCGCGGACGGUCGCGAUCGCGCGAUCGAGAUCGACGGCCUCGAAGCAGGAGUCGCGAUCGUGGGUACGGAUGGCGGGAGCGCGGGCAUAAUCACUCUUAUAAGUACAGCCGCACUAGGGACUGGGAGGCUGAGGAGAAGGAGAGGGAGAGGGAGAGAGAGCGGGAGAGGGAGAGGAAGAUUGAGAGGGAUAGGCAGAGGGAGAAGGAGAGGGAGUUACAGCGGGCGCGAGAGAGGGAACGCGAGAGGGAAAGAGAGAGGGAGAGGGCGAGAGAGAGGGAGAAAGAGAAGGAGAGAGAGAGGGAGAGGGCGCGGGAGCGUGAGAAGGAGAGGGAGAGGGAAAGGGCGAGGGAGCGUGGGCGGGACAAGGGUAGAGAGAAGGAGAGGGACAGAGAGGAUGACGACGAGAGAUACGAGGGGAGGCGCGGCAGAGGGAGGAUUGAGGAAGAGGAUAGGUACAAGGGGAGGUAUGAAUCUGAUGAGGAGGAUGAGGAGGAGGAGAGGGUUGAGAGGAAGAAAGGCCACGGGCGGGACGAGCCGGAUUCGGAAGAGGAGAGUGAGGAGCGAGAGGAGGCCAGGCGGAAGGAAGCUGCGAGGAAGGCGAGGGGUAGGGGCGCGAGUGACGAGAGUGAGGAGGACGAGGAGGAGGAUGAGGAGGAGAGGGGGAAGGGGAAGGGUGGGCGGAAGGAGGCGGAGCGGAGGGAGAAGGAGCUGAGAGAGAAGCUGCUUCGUGACAAGCUGGAGAGGCAGAGGCGCGAGGCGGAGCGGCGGAGAGGCGCGAAGGAGGAGGAUGAUGAAGAUGAGGAGGAGGAAGAGAGGAAGGAAAAGAAGGGCGAGCGGGUUGCGAGGAAGGGAGGGCGGGACGAGGAGGACGAGAGUGAUCGCUCGGAUGGGGAAAAGCGAGCUAAGGAGGAGGAGGAUGAGGAGGAUAGUGACCGCUCUGAAGGAGAGGGAGGGAGGUUGAAGACGAAGAAAGUGGAAGAGGAUGAAGAGGAGGAGGAGGAGAGGCGCAGUGGUAGCGAGGAGAAGCGUGAGAAGGACGAGAAGGAGGAGGAAAGCGAGGAGGCGGCGAAAGAUGCUAGGUUGCGGCGUGCAGGGAGUGAGGGUGAGGGAGAGAGCGAGAGUGAAAUAGAGAGGGCCAAGAAGAUGGAGGUUGAUGCAGAGAAGGAGAAGGAUGAGAGUGAAGAGGAGAAGGAAAUUGAGAGGAAGAAGGGAGGGGAUGAGAGUGAGGAAGAGAAGGAAAAAGAGGAGAAGGAGACGGAUGAUAUUGAAGAAGAGAGGGAAAUGGAGAGGAAGGGAAGGGUUGAAAGUGAUGAGGAGGAGAAAGAGGUUCAGAGGGAGAAGGCGAAGGAGAGAGGGGGGGAUGAGAGUGACGAGGAGAAGCUGAUUGAGAAUGGGAGCAGAGGAGGAUCGGAGGACGAGGCAGCCGUGAAGGAGGGAGGAGACGGGGAGGAGGAGGAGGAGGAGGAGGAGGAGGAGGAUGAGAAGGAGAGGAAGAGCAGGAAGAAAGAGAGUGAACGGCACAAGGAGAAGAAGAGGAAGCACCGCCGGAGGAAGAACCGUGAUGAUGACGAGGAGAGUGAGGAGGACGAGGAGGAGCGGCGUCACAGGCGCAGCAGGAGGAGCAAGAAGAGCCACAAGCGCCGGCGCAGCCGCCAUGACGACGACGAGGAUGAGGAAGGCGAGGGGAGGAAGGAUAGGUCGUCUGAUGAGGAAGAGAGGGAUGAUAGAGACAGGAAGGAGAAAGGUCGUGGGGGAAGGCGGAAGGAGAGAGGGUCUGAUGAUGAUGAUGAGGAGGAGGAGAAGGGUGGAAGGCGGAGCAGCAGGAAGAGGUCGGGGCGAGAUGAGUCUGAUGAGGAGAAGGGGCGGUCUUCUAGGGAUAAGAAGCACCACAGCCGCAGCCAUCGCUCCAGGCGUCGCUCGCCUUCCCUCUCUCCUGCCCGUGGCAAGGACAGUCGCCGCCCGGCCUCCGAUGACGACUCUCCUUCUCGCAGCGACUGA
Messenger RNA from Closterium sp. NIES-65, 3285 nucleotides. The record is from the annotation of a GenBank genome assembly. Lineage: Eukaryota; Viridiplantae; Streptophyta; Zygnematophyceae; Desmidiales; Closteriaceae.